AUGAUUUCACGACUCAUCGAAGGAGCAGGGGAUCCAUUUGAUGGCGGACUGAGGGCAGCUAUCCAACUUCUUAGGAUAUGCUGGCUUGACGAUCAAGCCGGAGCUUCGUCGCCGUCUCUGUCCUCUGCUAGCGGUGGUGGUGGUGGUAGUGGAAAUGCGUCAUUCAGACAGAGUAUCCUCUCUGGGAAGCCACCAAAACCAGUCGUUGAUAAGCGAGUGGUAGAUGCCGGAAACGAGGAGCUACGCGUGCAAAUUAGCACUUUGCGAUAUGAGCUAGACAAUUUGAAACAGGAGCGUGAUCUUACAGCUCUUCACCAUGAGAAGGGACUUCGCGAAUUACAAAUUAGAGCGGAUGCUGACUUUAGAAGGGCACAGGAAUCUACGAUCAAUGAGAAGGCAGCUUUUGAUAAACAAAUACGAAGUUUGGAGGAUCAUAACCGGUCGCUCCAGGAAGAGAUCGCUGAUGCCCAAUCCCAGCUGUCGGACCAGGAACGGCAAUUUAAGCAUCAGAUUAAUGAAUUGGACGCAAUUCGAUCAUCGCUUCAGAAAACCCUUGACGAAGUUCAGACCGACCUUCACCGGACGAAAGAAAGCCUGCAGAUCGUUCAGGAUAAAUUAACUCAAAGGGAAGCCGAUGCUGGGGCUCUCGAAAGUGAGAAUAUAAGGUUAAAAUCUGAAGGAGCUGAUUCGGAGACUCUCAAUGUUCUAAAACGCGAACUUUCGGAGCAAUUAGCCUAUGUCAAGCGUUUGGAAGCCGAAUUACGGCCACUACGGAAAUCACAUAAAAAUGUUGAGGUAGUGGAGGAACAGAAAAAGGCACUUGAGAACCGGUUGCAUCUAAUGGAAGAGGUGGAGGUGGAGCUUAGGAACGUGCAAAUCCAAAAUCAAGUUUUGGAGGAUGAACGGAGGUCUUGGACCAAUUUGCUACAGCCGGACGGCCAAGAUCCUGAAUUCGAGUCCCCGGAAGAGGUUGCACGAGCUCUUGUCCAAGCGCGCAUUGAAAAUGCAUCGCUGCUUAAUAAAGUGGGCACUAUUCAAACCGAGGUAGCCGAAAAGGCUGAGUUGGUACAAAACCUGGAAACGGAGAAAUCGAAUCUUCAAAAAGAGAUCGCAAAACUACGUGCAGGUGGCUCCGUUGGAAAUAGCUUUGAUUCUCGUGCGAAGACUCGAUUAGAACGCCAACGCACACUAGCAAUGAGAGAAGUGGAAUAUCUCCGUGCACAGCUAAAAACUUUCGACAAAGAAGAAACCACGAUGAACCCGGACGAGUCCAACUUGGAUCAGCAAAAGUCUGACCACAUAGCUCACCUUGAAAACCUCCUCAGCGAGCAUCGUGAAGAACUUCAUAAGCUCCAUGAAGAGCUAUCAAAACAAGAAAAGUCACCCGCAGAGGAUCCCAAUGCUCCACGCGGAACUAAACGCCCUCUGUCGCCAGCGGAUAGUGACGCAGAAAAUGAGAGGCUCGCUGUACUCACCCGGAAAAACCGCACUCUGCAAGACAGCCUUUCAAAAGCCGAACAAUCAAUAGAAUUACGCACACGCGAACUCGAGGCUGUGAAAUCCCACCUAUCCACUCUCCAAGCCCAAUCCCGAACACGCAUCCUUGAACUCCGCUCCAACCCCACUGCAGAAGCUGAGAAAGUCAAACUGUCCACUCUUGCGGUCCUCCGCGCGGAGAAUCGCGACCUUCUGACUCAGCUGCGCAACGAGCGCUCGAACGUCAAAGUGGUACCCGUCUCCACCCUCGAGAGCAAAGAGCUGGAGCUCCGCGAGAUGGAGAAGACCGUUGCGGAAAAGGAGAAACGUAUGCGACGCUUAAAGGAGAUAUGGACUGCAAAAUCGUCCGAAUUCCGGGAAGCCGUGGCGUCAGUUCUUGGGUACAAGCUUGACUUUUUGCCCAAUGGCCGCGUCCGCGUGACAUCUAUGUUCCAUCUGUCUCCAGCCUACAGACACGGAGAUCGUGAUGCAUCUCCCGAUGCGCGGGGCCCUGGGAGCAUGGGUGAUGGAGAGGAGAAUUCCAUAAUCUUUGAUGGCGAAAAUGGCACGAUGAAGAUCUCGGGUGGUCCGAACAGUCUAUUUGCUAUGGAGAUUCGGAAUCUGAUCAAGUUUUGGGUGGAGGAGCGGAAGGAUAUCCCUUGUUUCCUGGCGGCCAUGACGCUUGACUUUUAUGACAAGACGACGAGGGCUGCGAGAGUGUGA
Messenger RNA from Histoplasma mississippiense, 2199 nucleotides. RefSeq lists its product as hypothetical. Gene Ontology annotation, biological process: mitotic spindle assembly checkpoint signaling; attachment of mitotic spindle microtubules to kinetochore. The record is from RefSeq and is a predicted model, not a curated record. NCBI's taxonomy places the organism in Eukaryota, Fungi, Ascomycota, Eurotiomycetes, Onygenales, Ajellomycetaceae. The transcript has 4 exons. Gene Ontology annotation, cellular component: kinetochore; mitotic spindle; nuclear envelope. The coding region runs from base 1 to 2199 and encodes 732 amino acids.